This is a messenger RNA of Penicillium pulvis, 978 nucleotides long. RefSeq names its product phytanoyl-CoA dioxygenase family protein. The record is from RefSeq and is a predicted model, not a curated record. NCBI's taxonomy places the organism in Eukaryota, Fungi, Ascomycota, Eurotiomycetes, Eurotiales, Aspergillaceae. The transcript is spliced from 4 exons. The coding region runs from base 1 to 978 and encodes 325 amino acids.
AUGCUUCAUCCAACAAACCAAACCACACUGGAUGACUCCAAGUUCUACGGAGACUGGCGAGAUGAGUUGUUCCAAAAUGGGUAUGUUGUGAUCAAGAACGCGAUCCCAAAGGAAAGAUGCAAUCAUUACAUUGAGAAGAUGUUCCAAUGGCUGGAGAGCUUUCCAUUGGGAUUUGACAGGUAUGACCGCUCAACAUGGACCGACUGCCACCUACCUGAGCAUAUCAAGGGAGGAAUGUAUCACGGAUACCGUGUUCAGCAUGAGAGAUUUAUGUGGGAGGCGCGAUCAGAGGCAGGGGUCAUUGAUGCCUUUGAGAAACUCUGGGGAACAGACAAGCUUCUCGUAUCAUUUGAUGGCAUGAACUUUGUUCUUCCCUCUGGAAAGCCUUUGCCCCAGACUCAGCCGUGGCCGCAUAUUGACCAAAGUCCACUGAGAGAGGGAAUGCAGUGCGUCCAGGGCAUCUUGAACUUUGCCCCCAAUGGCCCCGAUGAUGGUGGACUUCUUGCCAUGAAGGGAUCAACGAAGCUGAUGCCCGAAUUUUUCAAAACUCAUCCAAAGACCAUGAACAGACCAACAUGGGGACCUAGCGACUGGUUUGGGUUUGAAGAGAAUGAAGUAAAAUGGUUCGAGGAGAGAGGAUGUGAGGUCCAGAAAGUGAAUGCCGAUGCUGGUGAUCUUAUUCUCUGGGAUUCUCGCACUAUGCAUUAUAACUGCGUUCCGUCAUCUCAGAACAUACGUGCCGUUAUUUAUGCAUGCUAUACGCCAGCUUCGUUUGCGAAACCAGAGACUUUGCAGCAAAAAGGCAAAUUAUUCGAUCAAAGAAUUGGAACGACACAUUGGCCCCAUGACAAUUUAUUUACGGAAACUAGCUAUGCGAAGCGUCCUGGAGAGGAUAAUGAAGAGGCGACGAAGCGCCUGUUUGAAGAACCUCUAGAGACGGAUUUGAUCUUGAAGCUGGCUGGAAAGGCGCCUUACUAG